CGCCCUUCGUCCCCACCGCAUCACGGGCAACUCAAAGCGUCGCGGCACGCGGAGUCGCGGAAGGCCACCGCCAUUUUCUUACUCGCGAAACCAGGCCGCGGGCGGGGGAGCGGACAGCGACGAAGUCUCCUGCGGCUUUGACCCCCGCGGAAUCCCCCAUUCCGUUGAUGGUUGCGGGGGGACCGGGAGCAGCGAGCCGGCGACGACGACGAUGGGCCUCUGCUUCUCCUCCACCGCGGCCGCCGACAGCCCUCCCCGGCCCGCCGCCGCCGGCGGCGCGGCGGGGAAGAGGGAGAGGAGCCGCGGGAUCGUGGCCUGCGGCAAGCGGACGGACUUCGGCUACGACAAGGACUUCGAGGCGCGCUACUCGCUCGGCAAGCUGCUGGGCCACGGCCAGUUCGGCUACACCUACGCCGCCGUCGACCGCGCCUCCGGCGAUCGCGUCGCCGUCAAGCGCAUCGACAAGAACAAGAUGGUUCUUCCCGUUGCUGUUGAAGAUGUAAAGCGAGAAGUUAAAAUAUUGAAGGCCUUGCAAGGGCACGAAAAUGUUGUACAUUUUUACAAUGCAUUCGAAGAUGACAACUAUGUGUAUAUAGUCAUGGAAUUAUGUGAGGGUGGUGAAUUACUUGAUCGGAUAUUAGCCAAGAAAGAUAGCCGUUAUAGCGAGAAAGAUGCUGCAGUAAUUGUCCGACAGAUGCUCAAGGUUGCAGCUGAGUGCCACCUGCAUGGUUUGGUUCAUCGAGACAUGAAACCUGAGAACUUCCUAUUCAAAUCAACAAAGGAGGACUCACCCCUUAAGGCUACAGAUUUUGGCCUUUCAGACUUCAUAAGACCAGGAAAGCAAUUCCGUGACAUUGUCGGAAGUGCCUACUAUGUGGCACCAGAAGUACUCAAGCGUAAGUCAGGGCCAGAAUCUGAUGUUUGGAGUAUAGGCGUUAUUACCUAUAUUUUGCUGUGUGGAAGACGACCUUUCUGGGACAAAACUGAAGAUGGAAUAUUUAAAGAGGUCUUAAAAAACAAGCCAGAUUUUCGCCGCAAGCCUUGGCCAAAUAUUACUCCAGCUGCAAAAGAUUUUGUACAAAAGUUACUAGUUAAGGAUCCCCGUGCAAGACUAACUGCUGCCCAGGCAUUGUCACAUGAUUGGGUGAGAGAAGGAGGAAAGGCAUCUGAAAUACCCUUGGAUAUAUCAGUAUUACAUAAUAUGCGGCAGUUUGUGAAAUAUAGUCGUUUCAAGCAAUUUGCUUUAAGGGCAUUAGCAUCUACACUAAACUCAGAAGAGCUGUCUGAUCUCCGUGAUCAGUUCAAUGCCAUUGACGUUGACAAAAAUGGAACCAUUAGUCUGGAGGAACUGAAGCAGGCUCUUGCAAAGGAUGUUCCCUGGAGAUUAAAGGGUCCUCGUGUUUUAGAGAUUAUUGAGGCGAUUGACAGUAAUACAGAUGGGCUAGUUGAUUUUGAAGAGUUUGUUGCGGCAACACUACACGUUCAUCAGCUGGUGGAACAUGAUACCGAGAAGUGGAAAUUAUUGUCUCAAGCUGCAUUUGAUAAAUUUGAUGUCGACGGCGAUGGCUAUAUCACAUCUGAUGAACUUAGAAUGCAUACAGGAAUGAAGGGUUCUAUUGACCCCCUCCUUGAGGAGGCUGACAUUGACAAAGACGGCAAAAUAAGCCUAGAUGAAUUCCGUAGGCUCUUGAAAACUGCAAGCAUGAGUGCACGCAUUGUACAAACUCCGAGGGGCAUUCGCAUGUCAUAGUUUUGCAAUUUUCGUGGUUCACAUAACUGGUGAGACGUUUUUCGUCUGCACAUGUAAAAUUGAGAAUUGUUGCCGGAAAGGCUUCUUGGUGUAAAUUAUACAAUCAGUGCACAUGAAAUGGAGUAGAUCUGUAGUUCCUUGAGGACAUAUUAUACAAUCAGUGCACUUCACGUCUGGUUAGACGUGAACUUGCUUCCGGCU
Messenger RNA from Setaria italica (foxtail millet), 1951 nucleotides. Its product is annotated as calcium-dependent protein kinase 18. The record is from RefSeq and is a predicted model, not a curated record. Gene Ontology annotation, biological process: protein autophosphorylation; intracellular signal transduction; peptidyl-serine phosphorylation. The coding region runs from base 212 to 1750 and encodes 512 amino acids. Gene Ontology annotation, cellular component: cytoplasm; nucleus. NCBI's taxonomy places the organism in Eukaryota, Viridiplantae, Streptophyta, Magnoliopsida, Poales, Poaceae. Gene Ontology annotation, molecular function: ATP binding; calcium/calmodulin-dependent protein kinase activity; calmodulin binding. The transcript has 12 exons.